AUGGCCUCUUCGUCGUCGUCGCCGUCGCACUCGCCACGGAUACCGUCGUCGUCGGCGAACACGAUCCCUGUCGUUGGCAAGUCGAUUCUGAAGCGACCGCCACCUCAGCCGCAGUCGCUAUUCUCGCGCAUCAGCAAAUUCCUGCCAACGCAGAGCCAGGCCAACCAGACGCCCGAAGACGACACGAAACCGCUGAAAAGGGCCCAUUUUAUUCUACCAGAAAUCGCCAUUGUCUAUCCAAUCUCGUCGGUGAACCCGCCAUCGACGCCAACGUUGAAGGAUGAGAAACGCGCCAUCGAGGAACGAGAAUUCGAACGACGACGGCGGGUCUUACGAGGGGGCAGCACCGGCAGCCCCGUCGAGCCGGACGCUGAAGAGUUCUGGCCAAUGGACCGGGUCGAUUCGUUCUACCGUGAAUGUUGCCAGGGUUGCGAUGAGGAGCCAGAUCCAGCGAUUAGCGCUGCUCUGAAGCACGCAUCGUCCAGCAGCCCACGAACUGUCGACUUCUCGGGCGUCCAGCUGAACCUCACCAAAGCCUCGAUUUUGUCCGACAUUUUCUCGAUUGAAUGGGGACUCAGAAAAGUAGUCUUUCGAGAAUGCGAUUUGGACGAACAUACCUUGAAAGUGAUUCUACAUUCACUUCUUAUCCCUGGGACUUUGUCGUUCCUUUCUGUCGCUUCGAACAGGCGCCUGAAGACGGCAGCUUUCAGAUUAAUAGGGGCUUAUUUGAAAAAGGCAAAGAGUCUUCAGUUUUUGGACGUCUCUCAGAAUGCCUUGGAUAAGAAGGCAAUUGAAUACAUUGUUGCUGCCCUACCGACAGCACCAGAGCCUGGACUGGUGUCGCUGCGCUUAGACGACUGCUCGUUACGCCCAGCAGCGCUGGAAACCCUUUGUCGUGCCGUACGCACAUCGUCGCUGAAGAACAUUUCUCUCCGACACAACCGUAUAUCUGCGUCAGGUGGUGUCGCCCUUGCCCUUAUGAUCAGGGAUUACCCUGACGUGGUGCCGACUCCUCUCUCUCCUGCACCGUCUAUUGGCGCAACACCCACAUCUUCAACCACAUCGUCGCCAACGACGUCCGUGUCGAAUCUUCCAUUACCAUCACCGAUGACCCCGAGCCAAUCGAGCCCCCUGCCUCGAGCCGGACCAAUCCUUCCACCACCCAAGCAUCCAGUGUCGGUUGGGCUGCAGACGACGUAUACACCUUACGUCCCUCGCUCGCGAAGAGGCCGUGCUACCCCGACGACCGCUACUCAUCCGCUUUCCCCGACCGGCGAGCACGUCCCCAUCAUCACCUCAUCGACGCAGGGUGGCGUCACUGCGCGCCAUCCUGUUCCGGGAAGUCCGUUGACUGCACGUAACCCCGAUGGUACUCUGAGGCCUGAUGCGGGGCCCAGUGCUGCGUUGUUGGACAAAGUCCGUGCGUUGGACUCUUUGCCUCGUUUGGGUGCUUUACGCACGCUCGAUCUUAAGGGUAACGAUUUGCGAAACGGCAUCACAUACCUCGCGCAGGUCUUGAAACGAAAUCGAACUCUCAAGUUACUGAACCUGAGCGAGAACAAGCUCGACGUUCAAUGUCUGGUGACCAUCGCUGAAGCAUUGAAAUACAAUUCGUGCCUAGAGACUCUCGACCUCAACAAGAACCCUUGCUGUGGUCCCAGUUUGGACGGCAUUCAAUCGCUGCGUACGGCGUUUACUCUGAACACAGCGCUGAAGCGCCUCUUCCUCUCCUCGACCGGAAUGACUUCCGCUGGAGCCAUCGCCCUGGCGGAAUUCCUGCCUGAAUCGACGUCACUGCUUCAUCUGGAUCUGACCAACAACAACCUCGACAUUGCAGGUGUCAUGGCGCUCAGCUCGGGCCUCAAGGCUAACCAUGUCAUGCGCUGCCUGGAUCUCACCAUUCCUCCCGGAAACGAGACAUUCGCCAAGGAGUGCAGGGACAUCUUGAACACCUGCAUCCGGAACACCGAGGAGGCUGAGAAGACCAAUGGCCAGGCUCGACCAGGCAAAGGCGUGUGGAACAUGAUUGAGGACAGUGAACUCGCCAAGUCAAUACGACUUGACGAAGAGAAGAAGAGCGAGAACGACAUCAUCCUGCGCGCGCACUCGUGCAUUGACAUCCUCACCAAGGUCACCUCGGAUCCCUCAACCCCGCCACCCGACGGCGAGAGCGUUGCAGACCUCGUCGUUCGGGCCCAAUCGCUGGUUUCCGAGCUUGCGAAUGUGAUCCAGCAAACGGAGGACCCGAUGCAAUUGGAAGAGCAGCUCGAGGUUAACGAUAAGCUUCUUGGGCUGCUUAAAAAGGUCCCUCCCGGCAGUCGACCGAAUUUGACGCUUCACGGACUGGGCUUGAACAUGAAUGGAUCCUCAACUUCAUCGCUGGUGUCGCAGCACAGCUCGAUCAGGAGCAAUGGCCACCUGAAUGGCGCCACUGGGUCUCCCGAAUCGGGCAGCCUGCUGGGCAGUGCGGAUGGUGGAGAUGAGGAGCUGUCGCCUGCGACGCCGAAGGUGGACAAGGGCAAGAGGAGGGCCGAUCCUGAGCCUAUCGAGCACGAGAAGAUUCUGAGCCCCACGUUCUUGAUCACGGAGUCGGAGGAUGAGGAUGAAGAGAGGAGUGGGUACUUGACCCCUCCCGAGAUGAUGGAGGGCGCGCCUUCGCCAACCGAUCGCUCACGAAGCUGGGUAGCGGAAGAAGGCGAGGUGUUCAGGAAGGGACAGAUUCUUCUUGGCCCCGAAGAAAUGGAAGGUGAAUACGCCGGAGAAGAGCUCAGAAGAGAAUUGUUGGAAGCACAGGUGGAACGACCCCCUCCCCGGCCGAUAACGGAUGACUUUGGGAUGGAGAUUAUCGGUGGAAAGGGGCUUGACUUUGAUGAGUUGGGCUCGGCGCCUCCAACACCUGUGAUCAGUGAUCCGCCCAAGCCUGCACCGAGGCCGUACAUCUCGAGACGCUCGUCCAAUUCGUCGAUUCUCAGUCUCAUCUCGUCAUCGGUGCCCGGGUCACCCAAGGUCGAAAACCCCGUGCCAACGCUGCCAGAGCAUCCUGAACGCUAA
Molecule: messenger RNA, 3051 nt
Organism: Coprinopsis cinerea okayama7#130
Lineage: Eukaryota; Fungi; Basidiomycota; Agaricomycetes; Agaricales; Psathyrellaceae
Exons: 11
Coding region: 1-3051 (1016 amino acids)
Molecular function (GO): protein binding
Source: RefSeq, a predicted model, not a curated record